Molecule: messenger RNA, 1432 nt
Organism: Pseudogymnoascus verrucosus
Lineage: Eukaryota; Fungi; Ascomycota; Leotiomycetes; Thelebolales; Thelebolaceae
Gene: NCS6
Product: nucleotidyltransferase
Exons: 1
Coding region: 58-1353 (431 amino acids)
Biological process (GO): tRNA wobble position uridine thiolation
Cellular component (GO): cytosolic tRNA wobble base thiouridylase complex; mitochondrion
Molecular function (GO): tRNA binding
Source: RefSeq, a predicted model, not a curated record
CAGAAAGUCAAUCUCUUGAGAGUUCUGGUAGUGCAUAUACGCUAGAUUUUUCUAAAGAUGGCGCCCUCAAUAUGUGCUAUUUGUGAGACCAACAGGGCACUAAUAAUUCGGCCAAAGAACCACCAAAAAUUAUGUAAAGUCUGUUUUAUCCAAAUUUUCGAAGACGAAAUCCACCACACCAUCACAACUACGAACCUCUUCACCCCAGGAGAUAGAAUCGCUAUAGGCGCCUCUGGAGGCAAAGAUUCUACAGUCCUCGCGUCUGUCCUAAAAACCCUCAACGAAAGACACAACUAUGGCCUUGACCUGGUCCUCCUCUCUAUCGACGAAGGAAUCAAAGGCUACCGCGACGACUCCCUCGAGACCGUCAAGCGCAACGCUGAGCAAUACGAGAUGCCACUGAAGAUAGUCGGCUACGAUGAGCUAUAUGGCUGGACCAUGGACCAGGUUGUAGCCACCAUCGGCAAGAAGGGGAACUGCACAUACUGCGGAGUCUUCCGGCGGCAGGCCCUCGACCGCGGGGCAAACAUGUUAGGCAUAAACCACGUCGUAACCGGCCACAAUGCCGACGACGUCGCCGAGACCAUCCUGAUGAACCUCCUCCGAGGCGACCUACCGCGGCUGGCCCGCAGCACGAGCAUCAUAACCGGGGACGCCACAUCCUCCGUCCGCCGUAGCAAACCGCUCAAAUACGCAUAUGAGAAGGAAAUCGUGCUCUAUGCGCACCACAAGAAAUUAGAUUACUUCAGCACAGAGUGCAUCUACAGCCCCGAGGCCUUCCGCGGCUCAGCACGAACCCUUAUCAAAGCGCUCGAGCGCGUCCGGCCAUCCGCCAUCCUUGACGUCGUCCGCAGCGGCGAGGAUAUGGCGAAGCUGGUCCCUGCUGAGGUGACUGGGGGCCCCAAGUGCGCUGGUCGCAAAGCCGAGGUUCUGGCUGCGGAUCGAGAGGAAGAAGGUGCGGGUGGCUGCGGUAGUGGCAACGGGAGGAGUAGUGGCUCCGAGAUGGCGGAUAUGGAGAAGCAGCUGAGGGAUAAUGAAGGCGCAGGAGAGAGAGAGGUGGAGAUCACAAGUGCGCAGGUGCCGAGGCGGCGGGAUACGAAUAGUAGUAUGGCGAGCUCGCGGCCGGGGAAUCUGAGGAAGGAGGUUAUGGGGAGGAAGUUGCCUAGGCAGACGCUGGGGACGUGUCAGAGGUGCGGGUAUAUGUCUAGUCAGGCAAUAUGUAAGGCGUGUACGCUGCUAGAGGGGUUAAAUAAGAAUAGGCCGCAGGUGGAAAUUGAGGUUGAUGCGGAGGAUGAGGAUGAUAGCUCCACGCUGAGGAGGAAAAUGGAGGGGAUAGCGUUGACGGCAGGAUAGAUAAUGGAUCUUGACGAUUAAUCUGAAAAUUAUACCCAAUGCCUCAACAGGAACAACAGGACUUCAUGAUUCUAUAUAG